CGCGUGAUGUUCCCCCAACUUGGGGAUACGCCUAGCAAAUCGUGGAUACAUUGUGUACAUAUGUAGGUAGAGGUAGCCUUGCAGAACCUAGAAGGUACGAGUACAGGACUUUCGUCCCCGGUCACGUGCGAUGAUCGUGGCAUUGAUCUGGCAGCGCGAACUCUGGUUGAGAACUCUGAAGUCCGUGACUCGCAAAUUCCUGGUUCUGGAAUCCACGUGAGACACCACACUGCUCACUCAAACAUAUCGCGGCCGGCAAUUUGCAUUCAGCCUCAGUAGUUGCACCACAGAACGGCGACUUUCCAACACUUGCGGUGGCAUCGCCGCUAAGUCGCUACGUUAUCAAACAAUGCACGCCUACCGGGGCCGCGCAGGGCCAUCCAAAUCGACGCCUGCCAACGUACAGUGCCAGAAGUGCCUCCAGCGAGGUCACUACUCGUAUGAGUGCACGGCGAAGCCCCAGGAACGCCCGUACGUUCCCAGGCCUUCGCGCACACAGCAGUUACUCAACCCCAAAUUGGUGCCGAAGCUCACCAACGACGUGCCAGAUGCUCUAUUGAAGAAGAAGGGCGGUGCCGACGAGGAGCUGGCCAAAAAGGAAGCUGAAAGGCAGAGGAAACGUGAACUUGAAGAGGACGAUGAGCCUAUUCCUAAAGACGACCAGCCUCAGAGACAGAGAUCAAGCUCAUAUGAUUCCGUCUCAACCCUGUCCACUAGGUCACCAAGCCCAGUUCCAUUAAGGAGGCGUUCUCCCUCACCACCCCCACUCAAGACCCGGAGCAAUCGAGGUGGUUCGCCUUCCGAUUCGGCAGGGCGUAGACGCUCCUUUAGUUCCGAGGAUGAAGGAUCCGGCCGAGGUUCUCUCAGCCGACAUUCAGCCCGUCGCCCCGGAAACUAUGGGAGCCGGCGAUCUCCUAGGCCUGGCCAUGAAGACGCAGCUCACGUAAGGCGCCGCAAUGCGUCAUCCGAGGGAGACGCGCGCCCUAGGAGGGAUUCGUCGGUCUCUAGCGAUUACCACAAGUCAAGGGACAGCCGCAGGCAGCCGCCACGGUUAGGCUCCAGGUCACCAAGCCGAUCACCACCGAGGGAGAGUCGGCGACCCCAACCUGAAGAUACCCGUCGAUACAGAGAUAGAGAUGACCGCCACCAGGGUUCGGAGGGCAGGAGGGAUGGCCAGCGGACACAGGCCAGAGCGCCACCUCAACCGCCACGCGAGCGCAGCCUUAGCCCCUUUAGCAAGAGAUUAGCCCUGACGCAAUCCAUGAACAUGGGGAGAUAGGAGAUAUGGGUAUCAAAUUGCAUACUCUAGUAAUUCGAGUCCGCUGCCAAGCGCCUGUCCCCCGAGUUCGGUAUGCCCGUGAAAUCAAUCUACGUCAGUCGUGAGGGAGGUGGGACAAAACAACAUGCCCGUAGCCUCAAGCCAAGUCGACCUCCUCUCGUUCCCUGCGUUCCUCUUCCUCCUCCUCCCUCUCCCUCAACCGUAU
Messenger RNA from Phialemonium atrogriseum, 1484 nucleotides. RefSeq names its product zinc knuckle-domain-containing protein. Bases 350 to 1279 code for a protein of 309 amino acids. The transcript is spliced from 4 exons. Lineage: Eukaryota; Fungi; Ascomycota; Sordariomycetes; Cephalothecales; Cephalothecaceae. The record is from RefSeq and is a predicted model, not a curated record.